AUGUCCAAAGCCGCCGACGACGUGUUAGAUUUCAUCAACUCCUUGCCCGACUCCAGAUCAGGCACCCCCAAGCCCAAGAGCGCGGCGGGAAAGGACGAAAAGGACGAGGACUUCUUGGAGUUCUUGGAUGAGUUGGCACAACACGAAAAGAAGAAACCAGCCACCCCCAAGCCCAGCCAGAAGUUUGAGCCCAAGAAGAAGGACAAGGAGGAGUCCAAGGAGCAAGAAACCAGUGCAAAAGAACCUGUUCCAAGCAAGCUGGAGCCCAGCGCUGGCACCGAGCCCCAGAGCGAGGAGGCCCCAGCCGCCAACGCCAACGAAGAGCUCGACAUCGACCCCAUUGGCUCCAUCACCAACUGGUGGAGCAGCGAGGGCUCCACCAAGGUGUCGUCCCUCUGGGGAACCAUCGCUUCCAACGCCCAAUCCUUGGGCGAGCAAACCUACCAAUUGGCAUCGACUACAACCAAUCAAAUCAACCAACAGAGACAGAAGUUCUUGGAAGAAGGUGGUGAUGACGCGUUCAGUCCCGAGCAGCACAUUGGAAACAUCUCGGGCAGGCUUAAUUCCAUCUUGUUGACCAUGUCCAACCAGAUCAAGCAGGGCUUGAUCAGUCAAGACGACGAACUCUUAAAUGUGUUGGUGGUUUAUGAUAUGUACAAUAUGAGUUACUUGGACAGAUUGAUCUACGAUAAUUUCAACAGGGUCAUGACCCAAGUGGAGGGCGGAAUCAAAGUGUCUGUGAGCAAGAUCAACCACAACGACAACUCAGGCUCCUCCGACACCGACGCCAAGAUCAAUUUGAACAUGUUCCACGGUAAGGUGAUCGAUGGAGAGAAGUUGUGCUUUGCCAACUUGGAGUCCAGCAUCAAGGACUUUGAAAAAUUGACCGGAAACCAGGAAGAAACAGCUGAGAAGAAGGAAAUUGACCAAAUCAACAAGUCCAAUGUGUUUAUUUCGGUGCAGCCUAUAACCAGUAAGUUGGAAAAUGCAGAGGAGACUCCUGCCGGCGAGGACAAGCCCGUGUUGAUCGAAAGUAACAAUCUGGACUCUUUCUCUUUCACAAUUAUUCUCAAGGACAUCACCAAUGACAUCACCAUUAUUACCAAGACCCAGCCAUUCCCACUCAAGUGGGCAAAGUGGUUGAACGGAGAGGGCCUGGAUGUUGCUGGAGAAGAAGGCGGGGAGAGCGUGGAUGCCAGUGAAUGGGUCAAAGACUGGAUUCACGGAGGCUUGGACUUGGGAUUCGGGGUGGUUGCACAGGAGUAUGUGAUCAAAAGAAUGGGCGUUUAG
This is a messenger RNA of Suhomyces tanzawaensis NRRL Y-17324, 1290 nucleotides long. RefSeq lists its product as uncharacterized. The coding region runs from base 1 to 1290 and encodes 429 amino acids. The transcript has a single exon. NCBI's taxonomy places the organism in Eukaryota, Fungi, Ascomycota, Pichiomycetes, Serinales, Debaryomycetaceae. The record is from RefSeq and is a predicted model, not a curated record.